This is a messenger RNA of Caenorhabditis bovis, 1467 nucleotides long. Lineage: Eukaryota; Metazoa; Nematoda; Chromadorea; Rhabditida; Rhabditidae. The record is from the annotation of a GenBank genome assembly.
AUGGGAGCAUACUUGAAUAAACCGAUUGUGGAGAAGUCGCGUGAAGUUGGGGAUGGAAAUGGACUCAAAUAUGCCUGCACCACUAUGCAAGGGUGGCGGGCAAACCAAGAGGAUGCACACAACUGUGUCAUUAAUAUUCAUAAUGAUUGGAACAUGUUUGCCGUGUACGAUGGUCAUGGUGGAAGUGAAGUAGCCAAGUUCACAGCCGACAAAUUUCCGAAUUUCUUAAAAGAACGAAAAUUUUGGGAAGAAGACGACAUUGAGGCUUGCUUGCAAAAGGCUUUUGUAGAUUUCGACGAUUUUCUCAGGUCCGAGAAUGCAAUGAAAGAUCUCGCUUAUCUGGCAAACCCGGAAAAGGCAGACAAAGGGAAUGAAUCGGAGGAUGAGGCUGAUCGCAUCGAAACAAUUGAAGAGAGUUCUCUCCCAUUGCACGAGUUAAUUAAAAAAUAUGGAUUUUCUGCACAGUCAAAUGGUGUUCCUCUAGCUGCCGCGUUUGCGAAACACCUUCGUGAAAGCGAAGGUACUGGCGAUGAUGAAGAAUAUGAGGACGAAGAAGAUGAAGAAGAGGAAGAAGAUGUGGAAGAAAAUAAAGAAGGGGAAGAAAAUGAAAAAGAAGAAGGACAAGAAGCUGAAAACGGAGAGUCAAAAAAUGAGGCUGAGACUAAGAAACAAGUGAAGAAACGCUGCAGUAAGUCACCCAUCCAGCUUAGUGCCAAGAAAUCUAAAUCUGAUGAGAAUAGCGAAGAACAGGCCGCAGAUAUUAAAGAAGGAUCUGCCGAAGUGAAAGGAGAAGAUGACGACGAAGACGAGGAGGAUCACGAUUUUGUCGCAGAAGAGGAAGAAGAGGAUGAAGAUGAAGAGGAAGAAUUUAGCGAGGAUGAAGAUGAAUCUGAUUUGUCGAGGUUUAUGCUGGGUAGUGGAGCUGAAGUUCCUGGAGACGAUUCGGGAACGACAGCUUGUGUUUGUUUAAUGAAUUCUGAAAAAAUAAUUGUUGCAAAUGCGGGAGAUUCAAGAGCGGUUCUCUGCCGUGCCGGGAAAGCCGUUGAUCUUUCGGUGGAUCAUAAACCAGAAGACGAAGGAGAAUCUCAAAGAAUUCACGCGGCUGGCGGCACUAUCGAAGACGGAAGAGUAAACGGCGGCCUCAAUUUGUCUCGUGCUCUGGGAGAUCAUUCCUAUAAAAAGAAUACCGAUAUCCCACUCAAAGACCAAAUGAUCAGCGCUCUGCCUGAUGUGAAAAUCGAGAAGCUGACACCCGAAGACGAAUUUUUGAUUGUUGCCUGUGACGGAAUUUGGAACUCGAUGGACUCUCAGCAAGUUGUCGAUUUUGCGCGAGACCUUCUGUCCCGAGGAAAAUCGUGCACGGAAGUUUGCGAUGCUCUGUGCGACGUUUGCCUUGCCGAUUCGACUGACGGCGAUGGUACAGGUUGUGACAACAUGACGGUGAUUUGUACGCAAUUCGUACGAUAA